Messenger RNA from Linum tenue, 2205 nucleotides. NCBI's taxonomy places the organism in Eukaryota, Viridiplantae, Streptophyta, Magnoliopsida, Malpighiales, Linaceae. The record is from the annotation of a GenBank genome assembly.
AUGGAGAACAAGAUGAUUUUCGCAGGUCUUGCAGUGCUUCUGAUCAGCCUUGCUUCAGUCCCAGCUUCCUUCGUCUACGGAGAAGCCGAAUUGGACACUUACAUUGUGUUCUUGCAGAAACCUGAAGGCCUCUCCACACUUGCAGAUGGAGAUUUGGAGUCAUGGUACAGCACAUUCCUUCCUGAUACUACUCUGGCCAGCUCAUCAUCCACGACCCGAUUGGUCCACACCUACCGCAAUGUCGUGACAGGAUUCGCGGCGAAGCUGACCAAGGGGGAAGUAAAGGCCAUGGAGAAGAAGGAUGGGUUCAUCUCCGCUCAGCGCGAAAAGAUGUACAGUCUGCACACCACUCGCACCCCUGCAUUCUUGGGAUUGCAGCUCAACAACGGUCUGUGGAACGGUUCCAACAACGGGAAGGGCGUGAUCAUCGGAGUACUAGACACCGGUGUGACACCGAACCAUCCUUCGUUCAACGACCUGCACAUGCCCUCUCCGCCUGCCAAAUGGAGAGGCAAAUGCCAGCUACCGAAGUGCAACAAGAAGCUCAUAGGAGCUAGGAAUCUCGUUGGGGACACGUACGCGACCGAUGAUGAAGGCCACGGAACUCACACUUCUAGCACCGCUGCUGGGAGCCCCGUGCAGGCCAGUGCCUUUGGGCAAGCUAGCGGCGUGGCCUAUGGGAUGGCGCCGCUGGCUCACAUUGCUAUGUACAAAGUCUGCUCAGAAGAGGGUUGCCCUGGAGGUUCUAUACUAGCAGGAAUCGACGCUGCUGUCGCGGAUGGCGUCGACGUGCUCUCGCUGUCCCUGGGCGGAGCUUCGUCGCGUUUCCCCGAGGAUCCGAUCGCUGUUGGUGCUUUCGGAGCGAUUCAGAAGGGGGUUUUCGUCAGCUGCUCUGCUGGAAAUGCUGGUCCUGCAAGCGCCUCGUCGGCCAACGAGGCGCCCUGGAUUCUGACCGUUGGAGCUAGCACCAUCGACAGGAAGAUCAAGGCCACCGUUCUGCUAGGAAACAAAGCGGGUUACGACGGACAAUCGCUGUUUCAGGACAAGAAAUUCCGUCACCGGUUGUUGCCCCUUGUGUAUGCAGGGGCGAAUGGCAGAGCAGCUUCCAGAUUCUGCGCCCCUGGCUCGCUGAACAAGUCGGUCAAGGGCAAAAUUGUCUUGUGCGAAAGAGGAGGGGAAAUUGCUAGAAUUGGCAAGGGACAGGAAGUGAAGGACAAUGGCGGCGCUGCUAUGAUCCUGAUGAAUGAUCAACCGAACGGUUUCGACACUCUGGCUGAUGCUCAUGUCCUCCCUGCAUCCCAUGUCGGAUUCGUUGCAGGCGAGGCGAUUAAGGCGUAUCUGAACUCCACCAAGUCGCCGAAGGCCACAAUCCUGUUCAGCGGGACUAUAUUCGGCAACCCGAAUGCUCCUCAGGUCGCCUCGUUCUCCUCCAGGGGUCCCAGCCUGGCGAGCCCCGGGAUCCUGAAACCUGACAUCAUCGGCCCUGGAGUGAAUAUCUUGGCAGCUUGGUCCGUUUCGGUAGACAACAUAACCAACCCACCGUUCAACAUGAUAUCAGGAACUUCAAUGUCCUGUCCUCACCUCAGCGGCAUUGCUGCUCUGCUUAAAAAUGCUCACCCUGAUUGGUCCCCUGCCGCGAUCAAAUCAGCGAUGAUGACUACCACAUACCUGUCGAAUCUCGGAAGGACGAAACCUAUCCUCAAUGAACAGCUUCAGCCUGCUAACUUGUUUGAUAUGGGUGCAGGGCACGUAAAUCCGGUCCUGGCUGCAGACCCUGGACUUGUGUACGACCUCCAGCCCAACGACUACAUUCCUUAUCUGUGCGGGUUGGGGUACAAGGACAGCGAGAUCUCGGGGCUCAUACAGCGCAAGGCGCACUGUGGGAAUGUGACCAUUCCCGAAGCUCAGCUCAACUAUCCUUCGUUCUCCAUCAGGCUGGGUUCUACUCCCCUGACGUACUCGAGAACUGUGACGAAUGUCGGCCGGGCCAAUUCGGUGUACGUAGCUAAAGUUGUGCUGCCAAGAGGAGUUAAUGUCAAGGUGCAUCCUGAGAGGAUUGUGUUCAAUCGUUUGAAGCAGAAGGCCACGUUCACCGUGACGUUUACGAGCAAGGGAUUCUCUGCUGAAACUUACUCUCAGGGGUUCUUGUACUGGCUCACCAAAGGUUAUGUUGUGAGGAGUCCGAUUGCCGUUAUAUCUGCGUAA